Molecule: messenger RNA, 1583 nt
Organism: Tyto alba (common barn owl)
Lineage: Eukaryota; Metazoa; Chordata; Aves; Strigiformes; Tytonidae
Gene: TRMT10B
Product: tRNA methyltransferase 10B
Exons: 8
Coding region: 45-968 (307 amino acids)
Biological process (GO): tRNA N1-guanine methylation
Cellular component (GO): nucleoplasm; nucleus
Molecular function (GO): tRNA binding
Source: RefSeq, a predicted model, not a curated record
CCUCCCGGCUGAGGCCCCGCCACCCGCGGGGGCGGGCGGUGGCGAUGGCGGGCGGCGGCGCUGCUGAUGGCGGCGGUUCGUCGGCCGAGUCGGAGGGGGAGGCGACGGCAGCCUGCGAGGCGCUCCGCCUGCUGCGGAUCGAGCCCUCGGCCUUCGGCCCCGGUCCCGGCGCGGGGCGAGCGGGCAGCGCGGCGCGGUGCUCGAGGAACGCGCUGCGGAAGCGGAGGCGCUGGGAGCGGGUGCUGGCGGCCAAGAGGCGGAACCGGCGGCAGGAGCGGGAGAGGAGCCGGGCCCGUCGGGCCGAGGGCCCAGGGCCGGCCGGCCGGGCCGGCGGGAGGGCCCCGGCCGCCCUCGCCAAGGAGCGCCUGCUGCGAGCCAGGGAGUCGGGGCCGCGGCUCUGCGUGGACCUCGGUGUGGCCGGCUGCAUGACCGAGAAGGAAACAAGCCGCCUCGCUUCCCAGAUCAGGAGACUCUACGGGGCAAACAGGCGGGCCGAGAAGCCCUUUUGGCUCUGUUUGACGGAGUUUGUGGUGGGCUCGUUGAUCUAUGAGGAGUGUUUUCGCAUGAAUGACGGCUUCUCCAAUUAUUUGAUGGAUACAACUCAAGAAAGUUACCUGGACUUGUUUCCUUUAGAUGCAAUUGUUUAUCUCACUCCUGAUUCUGAGAAUGUCCUUGAAGAUAUUGAGCCAAAUAAAGUGUAUGUCCUCGGAGGCCUGGUGGAUGAAAGUAUUCAUAAGAAGCUGACGCUGCAAAGGGCACAAGAGCAGUCCUUGCAAACAGCCCGCCUCCCCAUUCGUGAGUACAUGGUGAAAACUGUUAACACCAAGAACUACCACUCGGAGACACUGGCAAUUAAUCAAGUCUUUGAUGUCUUAUCAACUUACUAUGAGACCCGAAGCUGGCCAGCAGCCUUGAAAGCUGGAGUUUCUUCUGGAAAAGGCUACGUGCUACCCGACGCAGUGAAAUAAGUGGAAAUACCUCAUCAUGGCAACGCACAAGAGACCUUUAUUUUGUGGUGUUAUGGAGCUGUGCAGAUGAGAGGCAAACUCCAAAUUUCAAGCAGAGGCACCAGUAUGGAUGUGCAUAGAGAAAAUGGCUCUGCUUAAAUCUUGUUUAAGGACCUUGUUGCAAGUGAUGCAUUCUACCUCAGCAGUACAAUGCUGGAAAUUACUUUUCCCAUUUAAUAGAAAACAAAGUUGAUGGAGCCCUGGGAUCAAGUAAAAGCUGUCAGGAAUUCAGUCUUGCUUCUCUGGAGAUGCUUGUUACAGUGUUUCUGACUACUGCAUCUACUGUUCUCAGACAGGGAAGAGAGCUUUAAGGUAUUUCUUUCCUUUUGAUUAAGCAGUAAGGUGAAGUUAGAACUGCAAAACUUAACUGGUGAGGAAAAUUCCUUCCCAUGGAAAAGGACAGUGCUGUUCCAAUUGGGAAAUGCAAGACAGGAAGUGAUUCCCCAAGGGAGAAACAGUUCCCAGGUGCACAACAUCCUAACGGUUUUAAACCAGUUGAAUUGAAGACUUGGUGAGUUGUUGAAGCCUAUAGCUAAUUCUGUGCAUCUAAUCUAAAAUAAAAUGUUUAUUCAUAAA